This is a messenger RNA of Parus major (Great Tit), 875 nucleotides long. RefSeq names its product phosducin like 2 (gene PDCL2). Gene Ontology annotation, biological process: protein folding. The record is from RefSeq and is a predicted model, not a curated record. Lineage: Eukaryota; Metazoa; Chordata; Aves; Passeriformes; Paridae. Gene Ontology annotation, cellular component: cytoplasm.
AUGCACUAUGGUUCUCAUUUAGAAGAAGAUUUAAUUGCAAGUGGGAUCACAAUUCACUUGAAAACUCAAGUGCUUUUGAUGGAGACUGAAAGAAGCUGUACUCAGAAGCACAAGUUAAGCACAAUAAAGCCAUAUGAAUGAAUGAGUCUUGAAGAAGUAAAGGAAGCUGAAGAUGGCUUUGAUGAGACUGAUAGGAAAGCUAUUGGUAUGUACAGAAAGAAAAGAUUGCAGGAAUGGAAAUGUCUUCAGAGGAGGCAAAAAUAUGUGAAGCUAAGAGAAAGUUGUGGAAAGCAGUAUGCAAAUGAAGUUACAAGUGCUCCAAAGGACAUUUGGGUUAUAAUUCAUCUUUAUUGUAUCUCAAUGUGUUUGCUGGUUAAUGAACACCUCAACCUGAAGGUCUGAAAGUUUCCAGAAGGCAAAUUUCUCAAAGCCAUUGUAAACUGCUGCAUUCAGAAUUACCAAGACAAGUAUUUAUGUUUAUAAAUAUAAAUUAUAAAUUAAAUAUGUUUACCCACAAUACUUGUAUAUACUGGUGAAAUACAAGGCAGGUUCAUCGGAAUAGCUAAACAUGGGGGAAUAGAUCUGAAACAAGAAGGUACUAGAAAUUUUUCUAAAUCAUUCACAUUAUGCAAAAUGUUUGUAAUCAUUAGAUCUAAAGGCCACUUCUUAAAGGUUGAAAAGGUAUUUGAUUAUUUUUGAAGGGAAAAAAAGAUCUGAAAAAAUCAAAGAAUUUGUAUAGAAUUUAUGUAAUUCUAUGGUAAGAAUAUUACCAAAGCACAGGUAUUUUGCAAUUUCAUGGUUAGAUAUUUUUCUGAGCUGAAGUUGAGUUGGCUCUAAUUUUUGUUGUUGGCAUGUAUCUUGGUCUUUAUUAAAAG